Molecule: messenger RNA, 9516 nt
Organism: Caenorhabditis angaria
Lineage: Eukaryota; Metazoa; Nematoda; Chromadorea; Rhabditida; Rhabditidae
Source: the annotation of a GenBank genome assembly
AUGAGCCCGAAUUCGGAGGCGCCACAGAAUUUGCCAAAGUGUCAAGCUGAGAUGAGAUUCGAUGUGUUGGCGAAGGCUGGAUUGGCGAGACGCGGACAAUUGUUUUUGCCGCAUUCCGUGGUUGAGACGCCCGUUUUUAUGCCGGUUGGAACUCAGGGAACUAUGAAGGUGACUUUUUGCGGGAGGAAAAUCGCUGCAGGACCUGAAAAUUUCAAUUUUCAAGGUCCCGAACCUGAAAAAAUCACUCCAGAACUCGAAUUUUCAUGAAAAUUUCAAUUUUCAAGGUCCUGGACCUGAAAAAUUGCUGUAGAACUCAAAUUCUCAUGAAAAUUUCAAUUUUCAAGGUCCGGAACCUGAAAAUUCGCUCCAGAACCCGAAUUUUCACGAAAAUUUCAAUUUUCAAGGUCCUGAACCUGAAAAAUCACUCCGAAACUCGAAUUUUCAUGAAAAUCCUAAUUUUCAAAGACCCGAACCUAAAAAUUCGCUUCAGAGACCGGAUUUUCAUGAAAAUUUCAAUUUUCAAGGUCCCGAACCUGAAAAAUUGCUGAAGAACCCGGAUUUUUGUGGAAUUUCCAAUUUUGAAGGUCCCGAACCUCAAAAAAUCGCUCCAACACUCGAAAAUUUCAAUUUUCAAGGUCCCGAACCUAAAAAAUCACCACAGGACUUGAAUUUUCAUGAAAAUUUCAAUUUUCAAGGUCCUGAACCUGAAAAAUCGCUGCAAAACUCGAAUUUUCAUGAAAAUCCCAAUUUUCAAGGUCCGGAACCUCAAAAAUUUGCUGCAGAACUCGAAUUUUCAAGGUCCAGAACCUAAAAAAUCACUCCAAAACUCGAAUUUUCUUGAAAAUUUCAAUUUUCAAGGUCCUGAAUCUAAAAAUUCGCUUCAGAGACUGGUUUUUCAUGAAAAUUUCAAUUUUCAAGGUCCGGAACCUGAAAAAUCGCUUCAGUACCGAAAUUUUCCGGAAAAUUUCGAUUUUCAAGGUCCGGAACCUAAAAAAUCACCCCAGGACUUAAUUUUUCAUGAAAAUUCUAAUUUUCAAAAAACCAGAACCUAGAAAAUCACUCCAGAACUCGAAUUUUCAUGAAAAUUUCAAUUUUCAAGGUCCCGAACCUAAAAAAUCACCCCAGGACUUAAUUUUUCUUGAAAAUUUCAAUUUUCAAGGUCCCGAGCCUGAAAAUUUGCUCCAAAAUCCCACAAAAAACUCCUAAACUCUAAAAUUUCCAGGGAAUCCUACCAGAACAACUAAUCGAUAUGGAUUGUCGAAUUCUCCUCUGCAACACCUAUCAUCUCGGUCAUCGUCCAGGCCACAAAAAAGUCCAAAAAGCCGGAGGCCUUCAUAAAAUGAUGAAUUGGCCUCGAUCGAUUUUGACAGAUUCCGGCGGUUUUCAAAUGGUUUCGCUCAGCAAAUUAAUGACAAUCGAUGAAACUGGUGUGAAUUUCGAAAGUCCGCACACUGGAGAAAUGAUGGAACUUCCGCCAGAAAAAUCAAUAGAGAUUCAGCAGGCUUUAGGCGCGGAUAUUAUGAUGCAACUUGAUCAUGUGAUUCAUGUUUUAACCACGGGGGAUGUUGUUCAAGAAGCGAUGCAUCGAAGUAUUCGAUGGUUGGAUCGAUGUAAUAUUGCUCAUACUAGAGAUGAUCAAGCGUUGUUUCCCAUUCUCCAGGGAGGUCUGAAUUUGGAGCUUCGCGCGGAAUGCGCUGCUGAGAUGGCGAAACGAGCGCGAGUUGGAAUUGCGAUUGGUGGAUUGUCGGGUGGAGAGGAAAAGUCGCAGUUUUGGAGGGUUGUUGCGGCGUGUUGUGCGGCACUUCCGCCGCAUUUACCCAGAUAUGUUAUGGGGGUUGGAUUUGCGGUGAGUUGGAUUUUUUGUUUGAGAAAAAUUGAUGUAAUUUCGAGUCCUGGAGCGAUUUUUUCAGCUCCAAAACUUCAAAAAUAGGAAUUUUCAUGAAAAUUUAGGUCCUGAACCUCAAAAAUUGAAAUUUUCAUCAAAAUUUGAGUCCUGAAGCAAUUUUUCAAAGUCCAGGACCUCAAAAAUUGAAAUUUUCAUGAAAAUUCAGGUCCUGAAGCGAUUUUUUAUGUCCAGGACCUCAAAAUUGUAGGAUGAUCCCUCCGAUCUCCUCUUCACCAGGCCUAUCCCCUGGUGAAGUGAAAUAAGAAAAAGAAGGAAUAUUAAAUAUAACUAUUUAUUCAUAGAGCAACUAUAAGCAAAGUAAGCGACCGACCCAGAAUGACUCUGAGGCCGGGCUUAAAUACGGUUGGAACUGGGCGGAGCAUGAGUGGGCCGUUGUGUGUGAUAGCGGUGAUUGGGGGCGCUGAGGAGAUAUGUUGUAAUCGUAAUCCGUGGGUUCAAGAGAAUCCGUGGGUUCGAGAGAAUCCGUGGGUUGUUAUAAGAUACUGCUUGAUUAAUUAUCCUCACAUCCUCGCUUCCCAAAAGAUGGCGUCCCGACAUCUCCGAAUUAAAGCAUUGAGCGGUAGCAAAAUAUUGUUUUACAAGCAGUCUAAAGUAGAACUAUGCGACGAAAUGGUGGUACUUACGUAGAUCAAUCGGAUUUUUGAUCGUUGGAUUUGCUGGCAUUGAUGGUUCGAGUCAAUUUUCGCAGCUCGUGAUCCUGGGUACUGGUGCGAGUGGUUUUCCAUAAUUGUAACUCAGAAUCCGAUAUCUCUCCCCUUUGUAUGCGGCGGUUUAUAAUUCUGCUACUUUCACUGUCCAGCUUUCGGUAGCGUUUGAUGAACCGACGUCGCCUUUGUAUUUCCGCGCGGCAAAUCCGUGCAGCAGGUCCAACAGGUAACUGGCGCACCAAUUUCGAAAUUUCUUUCAAUGGGGCAUUCAUCAGCUUGACUGCCAGUUCUUCCAUUGUCCCCACAAGUAGCUCGACGUUUUGAGUCAUUUCUGAAGUAAGAGUUAGAUAAAUUGGAUUAUCACCCUCUGUUAUUUUCCACCCACUCCCCCUUUUUUUUUUUUUUUUUUUUUUUUUUUUUUUUUUUUUGAAAAAUUGUUGGGUUGAGUUUGGAAAAUAAAUUAAAUUGACGUGACGUGCACGUGGGAGUUGGAUUUCUGCAUUUCUGGUUUGACUCAUUCUCCUUUUGUCUUGCCUUCUCAAUUGGUUUUGUUUGAGUGGCGGAAUGCUUGGACGACGUUUUCCUUCCAAAUACUGCGCACCUCGUUGUUCUUUGGGUGAAUAUUGUGUGCGGAUGAGUGAAGGAGAACCAUUGAGAUGUUUUUCUCCAAUUGAACCAGAAACUUUGAAUUGGGUGCCAUAUGUUGGUGAGUUUUUCUUUUGGUCUUUGGCUUCCGAAGGUGUGAUUUCAGUUGUAGCAGUCGUCCUGUGUCUCUUGGGGAUUGGUAUCUUUGCUGUGCGCAAGCGUCUUCCUGAUGUUUGGAUGUCGAUCUGCGGCAAAUGUGGUCCAAGGCGAGAAAGUGGCGAAGCUGUUUUGCUGGUUGAGAAUGGCGCCUUGAUUGACUGAUUAAUAAAUAAAUUCGGAUAUUUUUGGUUUGAUUUCGUUGAUCAGAAUAUUAUGAUAAGCAUUUCCAUUUCGUUUGUAGACUAUACUAUUUAUGCCAUUUGCUAUGCGAUUUCUAUAAGCUUCCUUUAUAACUACGAGGUCUGACUUUCAUUAGUUGGAGUCAGGCACAAACUUCUUGCAUCGGUCUUUAUGCACGGUCCAUGUCUUGGCUUCUUUAUUUCUGGUGUUAUGUGUCCGGGGUAGAUUGACGGUCACAUUUUCCUUCGUGGUUGCAACCACGGUCAUUGGUUCUGAGAACAGAGAUGAUAUCUUAUUUGUUCUGGCCGUUCGUACCAACACUUGAUCGCCGAUUGCGAUGAUUGUGCCGGUUGGAGGAUUGUGCCUGGUAUAGUUCUGUUUUUGAGAUUCUCGCGCUUUUUGGAUGUUUUCGAGUGUCGCUCGGUGUGUGAACUGCAAGUUCGCUUUGAUUCUUUCGACAUAGUCGUCUUCGUCGCAAUAUCUGCGCACUGGUUGUUGUAAUGCAAUUGAACAAGGUGAUGGAAGAGAUCUUCCAUAAAUGAGUUCGUUCGGCGUGAAUUUGGUUGAAGCUUGAACUGUAGAAUUAUACGCAAAGAUAGCCAGCUGUAAUUCUUCUCGGUGGAACCUCCAUGUAGGAUGAUCCCUCCGAUCUCCUCUUCACCAGGCCUAUCCCCUGGUGAAGUGAAAUAAGAAAAAGAAGGAAUAUUAAAUAUAACUAUUUAUUCAUAGAGCAACUAUAAGCAAAGUAAGCGACCGACCCAGAAUGACUCUGAGGCCGGGCUUAAAUACGGUUGGAACUGGGCGGAGCAUGAGUGGGCCGUUGUGUGUGAUAGCGGUGAUUGGGGGCGCUGAGGAGAUAUGUUGUAAUCGUAAUCCGUGGGUUCAAGAGAAUCCGUGGGUUCGAGAGAAUCCGUGGGUUGUUAUAAGAUACUGCUUGAUUAAUUAUCCUCAAAAUUUUUAAAAAAACAAAAUUUUUAAAAAAAUUUUUCAAUUCACAAUGAAUUUUCAAGGUCCUAAACUUCAAAAAUUGAAAUUUUCAUGAAAAUUUGGGUUCUGAAGCGAUUUUUCAGCUCCAAAACCUGAAAAAUUGAAAUUUUCACGAAAAUUCGAGUUUUGGAGCAAAUUUUCAUGUCCAAGACCUCAAAAAUUGAACAUUUUCAUGAAAAUUCAGGUCCAGGACUUUGAAGAUUGAAAUUUUAUGUAAAUUCGGUUCCUGCAGCGAUUUUUGAGGUUCGGGACCAUGAAAAUUGAAAUUUUCAUGAAAAUUUCGGCCCUGGAGCGAUUUUUAAGUCCAGGACCUUGAAAAUUCCAAAAAUUCGUGGGACCUUUGGAAUUCCACGCUUCAAAAUUCAAAUUUUCAUGAAAAUUUUUCCUGGAGCGAUUUUCGAAGUCCUCAAAAAAUCUGAAAAUGAAUCGAAAUUUCAAAAAAAAAACUUUUUUUUCAAAUUCACGUGAAAUUUUCAAUUUUCAAAGUCCCGAACUUCAAAAAUCGCUCCAGAACCCGAAUUUUCAUGAAAAUUUCAAUUUUCAAGGUCCCAAACCUUAAAAAUUGCGCCAGGACCUAAAUUUUCAUGAAAGUUUCAAUUUUCAAGGUCCUGAACCUAAAAAAUUGCUCCAGAACCCGAAUUUUCAUGACAAUUUCAAUUUUCAAGGUCCCGGAACCUGAAAAAUCACCCCAGGACCUGAAUUUUCAUAAAAAUUCAAUUUUCAAGGUUCUGACCCUCAAAAAUCGCUGCAAGACCUAAAUUUUCAUAAAAAAUUUCAUUUUUCAAGGUCUCGAACCUCAAAAAUUGCUCCAGGACCUGAAUUUUCAUAAAAAUUCAAUUUUCAAGGUUCUGACCCUCAAAAAAUCGCUGCAAGACCUAAAUUUUCAUAAAAAAUUUCAUUUUUCAAGGUCUCGAACCUCAAAAAUUGCUCCAGAACCCGAAUUUUCGCGAAAAUUUCAAAUUUCAAGGUCCUGAACCUCAAAAAUCACUUCAAAACACAAAUUUUCAUGAAAAAUUUAAUUUUCAAGGUUCUGAACCUCAAAAAUCACUUCAAAACACAAAUUUUCAUGAAAAAUUCAAUUUUCAAGGUUCUGAACCUCAAAAAUCACUUCAAAACACAAAUUUUCAUGAAAAAUUCAAUUUUCAAGGUUCUGAACCUCAAAAAUCGCUCCAAAUCCCCCAUUUUCCAGGUUGAUCUCGUAAUUUGCUCUCUCCUUGGUGCUGAUAUGUUCGAUUGUGUUUUUCCCACGAGAACAGCUCGAUUCGGAACUGCUUUGGUUCGAAAAGGCGGACAAUUGUCGUUGAAUCAAAAACGAUUCGAAGACGAUUUUCGACCGAUUGAUGAAAAAUGCGAAUGUGAUACUUGCAAGAAUUAUACACGGGCUUUUAUUCAUUCGGUUAUUAAUAAGGUUGGUUUUUGGGGGAUUUUGGAGGAUAAUUUGAAUAUUUCACGUGGAUUUUUGUUGGCGCCAAAUUCAAAAUUCGAAAAUUUCAACGCCAAAAAUCCACGUGGAAAUUUUUAAAAUUCAAAAGUUCAGGCGCCAAUAAUCCACGUUAAAUAUUUCGAAUUUCCACGUGGAUUUUGGGCGCCAAAAAUUUUGAAUUUAGAAAUUUCCCAAAAUCUGAUAUGAUUUUUUUUGAUAUUUUGAUUUUUUGAACUUCAAAGCCAAUUUUUACCCCUAAAAACGAAAUUCCGAAUUUUGAGUUCAAAAAUGACUUUCUAGGAGCGGCUCCUUGAUAACUAGGCUCUAAAGGCGCCGCUCCUUGUCAUGCUGGAUUUCUCGACGCCGCUCCUAGACGAUUAGGUUCUCAAGGCGCGGCUGCUUGAAAACUAGGCUCUAUAGGCGCUGAUCCUUGACAAUUGAACCAUCUCGACGCCGAUCCUAGACAACUAGGCUUUGAAGGCGCUGAUCCUUGUCUGAGUAGAUUUCUCGACGCCGCUCCUAGACAAUUGAAGCCUCUCGGCGUGGCUCCUUGAAAACUAAGCUCUAUAGGCGCUGAUCCUUGACAAUUGAACCCUCUAGGCUCAGCUCCUUAAAAUCUAGGCUCUCAAGGCGCGGCUCCUAGACAGAGUGGAUCUCUAGGAGCCUAUCCUUGAGGAAUGAUUUCUCGGCUCCGAUCCUUGAAUUAGGUGACCCUGAAUAAUUUUUCAAUCAAUUUUCAACCAAUUUUGAAGAAAAAUCCUCUUGUAUUAUAAGAAAUUCAUAUUUUUCUUCUUUUUUUUCAAAAAUAAUUUUUCUGGAUUCCUUCCCCAUUUUGAUUCUGAUUUGAAUUCCCCUUGAUUUUUUGUUGCAAAAUUUCGGUGUUAUCAAAAAAAAACCAUCUUUUCAUAUUCUGAUGUAACCUGAUCGACCCGAAAAAUCAUUACAAAAAAGAAAAUUCAAUAACAAAUGCCUGCUAUUAUAAAUAACACUUUUAAAACCUUGAAAAUUUUCACUGUUUCGUCGACAAAUGAUUUUUUUAUUGUUCAUUCAAUUGUCUCAGAAAACUAUCUGUUAGCAAAAAAGAGGCAACACCACAAAAAAAUUGCAUUUUUUUUUGUUUGAUUUGAGAAUUCGCACGUGGAGGGAAGCCAUCAGUUCAAACCAUUAGUGAUAAAAAUGAGAGAUAUGGGCUCUUUUUUUGCUCUUACACUCGGGUAAACAAAACUUGAGAAAGAAAAAGAGAAGGAUUGGGUUUCACUAGAAAAUUUUGAAAAAAAUGUGAAGAUUUACAAUUUUCAAGGUCCGGAACCUAAAAAAAUCGUCGCAGGUCCCAAAUUUUCAUUAAAAUUUCAUUUUUAAGGUCCUGAACUUGAAAAAAUCGCCGCAGGACCUAAAUUUUCAUAAAAAUUUCGAUUUUCAAGGUCCUGAACCUAAAAAAUCGCCCCAGGACCCGAAUUUUCAUAAAAAUUUCAAUUUUCAAGGUCCUGAACCCAAAAAAAUCGCUCCAGGACCUGAAUUUUCAUUAAAAUUUCAAUUUUCAAAGUCCUGAACCCAAAAAAAUCGCUCCAGGACCCAAAUUUUCAUUAAAAUUUCAAUUUUCAAGGUCCUGAACCUAAAAAAAAUCGCUCCAAAACGCAAAUUUUCAUAAAAAUUUCGAUUUUCAAGGUCCUGAACCUAAAAAAUCGCCCCAGGACCUAAAUUUUCAUGAAAAUCUCGAUUUUCAAGGUCCCGAACCUCAAAAAUCGCUCCAGGUCCCGAAUUUCAUUAAGAAGAAGAAGAUGAUCGUUGUUUCGUUAAUCAUUUUCACUUUUUUCUCGAAUUCAGCCAACAAACCCUAUUUUUCAUCAUAAUUAUUAAGAAGAAAACGUGUUUUAUUUUUUCUGAUCAAAAUCACAAACCUUUCCCUUUCCCCUCUAUCUAUUUAUUGAUCAUUUGCUCUUUUUCGUCAUGGUCUCCCAUUUUCUUUUUUCUCUCGUUUUCUCUGCGUCUCUCGCCCACGUGUAUCUCUCGUCGUCCUAUAGAAAAAGAAAAGAGAAGAAAAAGAAGAUCAAACCGUCAAAAUGAUGUAAAAAGUUUAUUUGUUUCUUAGACAAGGUGGUUUUUUAUUGAUAUUUUUUCGAGAAAAAGAAGAAGAUGAUUCGGGAAAGUUCAAGAACCAAAUAGGAAAGUAGAUCAAAAUUUGGAGGAUUUAGAAGAGAUUCUGAAUUGUUAGCUAGAAUUUUUUAUGAAAAUUCAGGUCCUGGAGCGAUUUUUGAGGUUCGGCACCUUGAAAAUUGAAAUGUUCAUGAAAAUUUAGGUCCUAAAGCGAUUUUUGAGGUCCUAGACCUUGAAAAUUGCGAUUUUCAUGAAAAUUUAGGUCCUGAAGUGAUUUUUUAGGUUCUGGACAUUGAGAAGUGAAAUUUUCAUGAAAAAUUAGGUCCUGGAGCGAUUUUCAGUCUCCAAAACUUCAAAAAUUAAAAUUUACAUGAAAAUUCGGGCUCUGGAGCGAUUUGUGAGGUUCGGGACCUUGAAAAUUGAAAAUUUAGAUUCUGGAGCGAUUUUUUAGAUUCAGGACCUUGACAAUUGAAAUUUUAAUGAAAAUUUAGAUUCUGGAGCGAUUUUUUAGGUUCAGAACCUUGAAAAUUGAAAUUUUCAUGAAAAUUUAGGUCCUGAAGCGAUUUUUUAGGUUCCAGACCUUGAAAAUUGAAAUUUUCAUGAAAAUUUGGGUCCUGGAGCGAUUUUUGAGAUUCCAAGAUCCAAAAAAUUGAAAUUUUUAUGAAAAUUCGAAUUUUGGAGUUAUUUUUUAGGUUCCGGACCUUGAAAAUUGGAAUUCUCAUGAAAAUAUGGGUUCUGAAGCGAUUUUUCAGGUUCCGGACUUUGAAAAUUGAAAUUUUUAUGAAAAUUCGGGUUCUGGAGCGAUUUUCGAGGUUCUUGACUUUGAAAAUUGAAAUUUUCAAAAUUUUUCAUGAAAAAUGAGCUAAAUUUCUCAAUUUUUCAAAAUUCGAGCUCUAAAAAUGUAUAAUUUUUCAAAAAUUUGAAAAUUUCAUGCACAAAAUUUAAAUUUACAGCAACUUUUGUGAAAGUGAAAUUUUUUUCGAAAUUUAGAGUUCCCGUGUAAAAAUGUGCUCAUUAUUUCAACAAAAUUAGAAAAUUUCAAGUGAAAUUUCAAAAAUUUUGCGAUUUUUCAUUUCGAAAAUUCAGAAAAUCCCGUGUGAAUUUGAACAAAACCCCGAAUUUUUAAAAAAUUCGAAAUUUCAAAAAUUUUUUGCUUCCCCCAAUUUCAAAAAAAAAUCAAAAAACGUACUUGAUAUUUGGGGAAACCCCUUUUCUUAUCAAUUUUCUCUCCACUUUUUUAAUCACCCCACUUCCUGCAAAAUUUGAUGUUUGACUUGAGAAUUUCGAAGAAAAAUUCAAAAUUAUUUCAGGAAACUAUCGGAUGUCAUUUGAUAACUGUUCACAACAUCAAACACCAGCUCGAUUUAAUGGCAGAUGUUAGAAAAUCGAUCGAAUUGGAUCAAGUUGAGAUAUUUCUAAACAAUUUCUUGUCAGAUGUUUAUGGUCCGAUUGAUGACGAAGGUUCUAAGGGAAAAGAAAUCCCUCAAUGGGUCCGUGAUGCGGUUAACCAUAUGGGUUAUAAGCUUAGUUGUUGA